GAGAGCUCCCCUCGUCACAUCCCUGCAUAGAGCACCCAGUUUCCUCUACUGGGUGUUCUCAGCCAUCGCCUGUGCCUUUAAGAGCUGCCACCCUGUGUCAGGGACUUGACCUCAGCAUCCUCAGCUGAGUUGGAUUAAGGGACCAUUUCAUGCCUUUGUGAAUUUCUUCUGGCUGCUGUCCCUUCCCCUACACAGAGACAGAGUAGCCCGUAGGCUGAACCACUUUACCAAAGACAGCCCAAGAGCUGGUCUAGCCUGGCAGCCUUUUCCCUCCGGUAGUAGAAGCUGCCCCUUUGAUUGGGGGUUUGUGGUCAGAGAGUGGGCCCUUGGGGGUCUUGGACUAUCACAGGAACUCUAGAAAGCCAUGCAGAGCCUCGGGCCAUGAAGGACUACUCAGAUGUCAUCCUCUAUGUGGAGGCAACAGAGUCGAGCAAGAUCGAGUUCUGCAAUCCUGCCUUCGAGCCUGAGUCUGGACCACCCUGCCCUCCCCCAGCCUUCCCAGAGGAUGCCAGAUACAGCGUCCCAGCUCCCUGGCACGGUCGGCGCCCUCGAGGGCUGCAGCCAGACUGCCGCUUCUCCUGGCUCUGCGUGCUCCUGCUCGCUAGCUUGCUGCUCCUGCUGCUGGGGCUGCUGGUGGCCAUCAUCCUGGCCCAGCUGCAGGCUGCACCCCAAUCCGGGACCUCCCAUAGCACACUGCCUGCCGGAGGCCUUACCACCACCAUCCCCACCAUCACGAACUCCCAGGCAGCUGGGACCCCUAAAGGACAGCAGGAGGCAGGCGUGAGCCCCUCCCCACAGUCCACCUGUGGAGGCCUCCUCUCUGGCCCAAGGGGCUUCUUCAGCAGCCCUAACUACCCAGACCCUUACCCCCCCAACGCCCACUGCGUGUGGCAUAUCCAGGUAGCCACAGAUCAUGCAAUCCAGCUCAAGAUCGAAGCCCUCAGCAUAGAAAGUGUGGCCUCUUGCCGUUUUGAUCGCUUGGAAAUCUCCCCUGAGCGUGAAAGCCCCCUCCUCAGGGUUUGUGGGAGGGUGCCUCCCCCCACGCUCAACACCAAUGCCAGCCACCUCCAGGUGGCCUUCAUCUCUGACAGCAGUGUGGAAGGAUUUGGUUUCCAUGCCUGGUACCAGGCUGUGGCCCCGGGGCAUGGGAGCUGUGCCCAUGAUGAGUUCCACUGUGACCAGCUCAUCUGCCUGCUGCCUGACUCAGUGUGUGAUGGUUUUGCCAAUUGCGCCGACAGCAGUGAUGAAACCAAUUGCAGUGCCAAGUUCUUGGGGUGUGGGGGGAAUCUGACUGGGCUCCAGGGCACUUUCUCCACUCCUAGCUACCUGCAGCAGUACCCUCACCGGCAGCUCUGCACCUGGCAUAUCUCGGUGCCUGCCGGACACGGCAUAGAGCUACAGUUCCACAACUUCAGCCUGGAGGCCCAGGAUGAGUGCAAGUUUGACUACGUGGAGGUGUAUGAGAUCAGCAGCUCAGGGGCCUUCAGCCUCCUGG
This is a messenger RNA of Sapajus apella (tufted capuchin), 1495 nucleotides long. RefSeq names its product membrane frizzled-related protein-like. Gene Ontology annotation, molecular function: protein binding. The transcript has 9 exons. The annotation marks the transcript as partial. Lineage: Eukaryota; Metazoa; Chordata; Mammalia; Primates; Cebidae. The record is from RefSeq and is a predicted model, not a curated record.